UCUACAUAAACCCAUUCCUUGUUAUCUUGCUAGGGUUUUAGGAAACAGACACAGUCUUGCGAGUGAACACAAGUUACAACAAUGGCUUUCUUUGGUAGAAUUGGGAAUUUGUUACGACAGACAGCGAGCAGGCAGGUUAGUUCAAAAUUGCGUUCGCCCCCUUCAUUUUUUCAGGCUAUACGCUGUAUGUCAUCUGCCCCAAGCACAAAACUGUUUAUUGGAGGUGUUUCAUAUUCUACUGACGAGCAAAGCUUGAGGGAAGCUUUUUCAAAAUAUGGUGAAGUUGUUGAUGCUCGGAUAAUUAUGGAUCGUGAAACUGGUAGAUCCAGAGGAUUUGGCUUUAUUACAUACACUUCGGUUGAGGAGGCAUCAAGUGCCAUUCAGGCCUUGGAUGGUCAGGAUCUUCAUGGUCGCCCAAUUAGGGUGAAUUAUGCUAAUGAAAGACCUCGUGGAUAUGGUGGUGGUGGCGGCGGCUUUGGUUCAUAUGGUGCUGUAGGUGGCGGUGGUUAUGAAGGUGGUGGUGGCAGCGGUUAUCGUGGAAAUGUUUCUGAUGGUUAUGGUGGUGGCAACUAUAGUCGAAAUGAUGGGGGUGGUUAUGGAUAUGGUGCAGGCAGUUAUGGAUCAGGCGGCAAUUAUGGGGACAGUGGCCCUGGCAAUAACUACUCGGGAGGCUAUAGUGGUAGUAACAGUGGACAUUUUGGUGAUGCCGGUAGUGUAGGCAAUCAUGAAAGCUCUACUGGUUUUGCCGGUAAUGGAUAUGAUGGAAGUGUCGUGGAUGGCGGUGUUGGUGCAGGGUCGGAAUUUGGCAGCAGUGGCCAAUUAGAUAGCAAAACAAGCAGCAAUGGAGAUGAGGGUUUUGGGGAUUACAGGGAUGACAACGAUGCAGAUAAUUUUGCCAAGAGGGCUUGAUGGAAUUUUAUAGUUUUUUGUUUUCUGCUGCUCGUGUUCUGUAUCCUACCUAAAUCUCUUUGGACUUCAACCUGAUAAGCAUUUCAUGCAUGUUAUCUUGAUCAGCUAGACAUGGAUGGGAACAACAUUAUCUAGGUCCAUCUUAAGCGUCUUUCUUCCCUUAUUUUCCUAAGAGUCAAAUAUUUCAUUUUUGUUGCUUACUUUUGAGUUGAUUUAGUAUCAAACCAAAUUGAGAUAUUCAUACAGCAUGUAAAUCUGUGAGUUGUUGCAAGUUGGGACAACAGUUUGAGACUUAUUUGGGAAAUUUAUGAUCAGUUAGUUAUUCAUAUCAA
Messenger RNA from Glycine soja, 1241 nucleotides. Its product is annotated as glycine-rich RNA-binding protein blt801-like. The record is from RefSeq and is a predicted model, not a curated record. The transcript is spliced from 5 exons. Gene Ontology annotation, molecular function: RNA binding. The coding region runs from base 82 to 909 and encodes 275 amino acids. NCBI's taxonomy places the organism in Eukaryota, Viridiplantae, Streptophyta, Magnoliopsida, Fabales, Fabaceae.